This is a messenger RNA of Cheilinus undulatus (humphead wrasse), 2270 nucleotides long. RefSeq names its product phosphoglucomutase 3 (gene pgm3). Gene Ontology annotation, biological process: carbohydrate metabolic process; UDP-N-acetylglucosamine biosynthetic process; hemopoiesis. The transcript is spliced from 13 exons. NCBI's taxonomy places the organism in Eukaryota, Metazoa, Chordata, Actinopteri, Labriformes, Labridae. The record is from RefSeq and is a predicted model, not a curated record. Gene Ontology annotation, molecular function: phosphoacetylglucosamine mutase activity; magnesium ion binding. The coding region runs from base 92 to 1729 and encodes 545 amino acids.
GUCAAGUGGACGAAGAGGCGGAACUGGAGGAACAGGAAGAGUUUCAUUGACAGCGCUCAUCGCCCGGUACUCAUUCACGAAAUAAAAUACUAUGGCCCAGUUUGAGGAAGUGUUGAAGCAGUCCAGUCUCCACCCAAAGCCUCCAGGUUUGGUUUUGCAGUAUGGCACUGCUGGCUUCAGGACUAAUGCCAAACAUCUGGACCACAUCAUGUUCAGGAUGGGUCUACUGGCCAUCCUUCGUUCUAAAAAGACCAGAGCUACUAUUGGAGUCAUGGUCACAGCCUCACAUAACCCUGAGGAGGACAACGGGGUGAAGCUGAUUGACCCCAUGGGGGAGAUGGUGACACCAACAUGGGAAGCCUAUGCCACCCAGCUGGCCAACGCUGAGCAGGAAGAUUUACUGGCUGCUCUGAGGGAUGUGAUAGAGAAGGAAGCCAUAGACAUGAGUCAGGAGGGGAACGUGUAUGUGGGCAAAGACACUAGGAGCAGCAGUGCCAGACUUUCACAGGCAGUAUUAGAUGGAGUAUCUGCACUCAGUGGUCACAGUAAAGAUUAUGGUUUGGUGACCACCCCUCAGCUCCACUACAUGGUCUGCUGUCAGAACACACGGGGUAAAUAUGGAGAAGCCACAGUGGAAGGAUACUAUAAGAAACUCUGCCAGGCUUUUAUACAGCUCACAAAGAAUGCGUCCAACUGCACAGAUGACCAGAAGCAUCUCUCAGUGGACGGUGCAAAUGGUAUUGGUGCUCUAAAGGUGCGAGAAAUGGAGAAUCACCUAAAGAAGGAGCUGCAUUUAUCUCUUUUCAAUGAUGGCAGUGAAGGAAAACUAAAUCACCAGUGUGGAGCUGACUUUGUUAAAGUGCAGCAAAAACCUCCAACAGGAAUGAAGAUGAAUUCAGGAGAGCGUUGUUGUUCCUUCGAUGGCGAUGCUGACAGAAUAGUUUACUACUACAGCGACUCUGAGGGAGCAUUUCAUCUGCUGGAUGGAGACAAAAUCGCUACGCUCAUCAGCACUUUCCUGAAAGAGCUACUCACACAGGCUCAUCUAGACCUGAAGAUAGCAGUGGUGCAAACUGCUUAUGCUAAUGGAAGCUCAACACACUACCUGGAAAACACUAUGAAGGUUAUUGUGAGGUGUACUAAAACUGGGGUAAAGCACCUUCACCAUGCGGCUCAGGAGUUUGAUAUUGGAGUGUACUUUGAGGCCAAUGGUCAUGGGACUGUAUUGUUCAGUAAAGCAGCUGAAGAGAAAAUUCAGCAGUUAGCUGAAAACCCAAGCGCAGACGAUGAGAUGAAGAGAGCAGCUCUUCUUCUGCAGAACACCAUCAACGUCAUCAACCAGACUGUAGGCGAUGCCAUUUCUGACAUGCUGCUGAUUGAAGCCAUUUUAGCGAUCAAGGGUAUGACUGUUCAGCAGUGGGACGCAAUCUACAGUGACCUUCCCAACAGGCAGCUCAAAGUCAAGGUGUCAGACCGCAGAGUGAUAGACACAGCAGAUGCAGAGAGACGGGCAGUGAGCCCGGCAGGUCUGCAGGAGGCCAUCGACUCUUUAGUGAAGAAGUACAAACAGGCUCGCUCCUUUGUCAGACCGUCCGGCACUGAGGACGUGGUGAGAGUUUACGCCGAGGCUGAAACACAGGAGAGCGCUGAUGCUCUAGCACACGAGGUCAGCCUCGCAGUUUAUCGCCUCGCUGGAGGAGUGGGUGAUGAACCCAAGCCUUUGCACUAAUGACUCAAAAUUUUGCAAAAGUAACACAUCAGUAGAUGCUCUCACUAAUAGUCAAAAUCAUCAGUUCCUUUUGUUUUAUAUUUUCAAAUGCCCUCAUUAAGUACCAAAUUAAUUUAGUCCUCUAAAUGAACUCAAUACUUGACAAUAAUUUUUGUAUUUCUUUAUAGUUUUCUGUCACUAAAGAUUCAGGACACAAUGAAGGGAUUAUUGCCACUAUUGUUCAUGGAUUUCUACCUUCCUAUGUGCCUUUAAAUCAUGGGGUGUUAUGUAGUAUAAAUAAGCUAUUUGGAUUUAUGUUAUGAUUAAUAACUGUUGCAGUCUUCACAAACAGAUUAGGAAGUUUUAAUAGCUGUCUUCAUUAUAUUUUGUUUACUAUGUCACAUCUUACUAAAUGAAUCUCCUUGAACAGUGAUUGUUUUAAUUUUUUUGUAUUUUGAUUAUAAAAUCACAAGUUUACAUCAGCAUUGUGGUAGCAACUGUACUUCCAUUAAAGCCCUCGUAGCUCUGGUUGAAAUAAAUUAUUGAAGGGAUUAAAAACAGA